Molecule: messenger RNA, 3177 nt
Organism: Lymnaea stagnalis (great pond snail)
Lineage: Eukaryota; Metazoa; Mollusca; Gastropoda; Lymnaeidae
Source: the annotation of a GenBank genome assembly
CACAUACACACAAACACCAAAGAAACUUUUCUCAAGAACCAUAAUUUUUGUAGUUGCUGCUACUGCUCAUAGAUUUGAUUAAUGAUAAUCAUACUUAAUCAUAGUAGUAGAAGUUUUUAUUGCAAGAAGUCGAUAUCUUUAACUCCAAUACUUGGGAGUAACAAAAAAUAACUAUUUUAACUAAGGCUAAGGAGUGCAGAAUCAUGAAUGUAGUCGUAGAAAAGUUUUGGAAACCCGGGCCGAAUAGCCACUUCGAAUAAUGAAUGAAUAAGUAAUGGUCACCAUCCACAUGAAAUUAGUAUUUUAAAAAGUUAAUUUUUUUUUUGUUUGAAGUACAGUACAGUUACUAAACACACAAUUAGUAUACCUAUAAAUUAUAGUAUAAAUAAAACAAGAGUAUUGUUAAAAACCAAUUUAAAAAACUAAAAAUGAAAAUUGAUUUAUCUUUUUGUCAAUAAGUCAAUUUAAUUUUAUAAUACUAUUAACUAUUAAUACUAAUAGACUUAGACUCGAUUUCCUACUUUCUUGGUGUCGAAAUCAUGAAUAAUUGUAGACACUUUUUAUUUAAUUUAAUUAACAUUUUUAGAGUUAAGUCUAUUAAUAAAGUAAUUACUUUAAGGUGACCACUCCUACUGUUUUCAGAAGUCACUGAAACAGCCACAGCGCGGACUGUUGUUUUGAUUUUUUACAUUUGUCCUGGCCUGAGGUGAGUAUUGUACAGUUAAAGUUUAAAGACUACAAAAUUAAAAGUGAUACACUUAACAAAACCUGGUGUAGCAGUAAGCUACAUUCAUUGGCAUAGGAAAAGGGGUAGGGGCGUAAGGGAUUAUUUAAUCUUUCACUGAACUGAUAGCUAAAACAGUUUAAUUUAGGAUAUAUAUCAAGCUUUGACGGAUUAAUUAUUAUAAACCAUAUUUAUUAAGGGCAAGUACAGUUUGACAGAGAUUUUCCUACAUUCCAGCUAUAGCCUCAUGAAAUAUCUGAAAAUAAAAUGUUAAAUUAAUUUUGAUAUUGACAAAAAAUUAAUAAUAGAAAUAAAUUAAGUAAAACAAAUUGAAGUCUAAUAAUAUGGAAUGCUUUACAUUCAAUUAGGUGUAUCCUUUUUAAAAUUGUUAACAUCAAAAUAAUGGCAAAUAAUCAAUAACUCAAUAUUUUAUUUCAAAUUCAUUAUCGAAAUCCAUUUGACCAAUUUACUAAAUAAUCUUAUUGACAAUUUGUUUAAUUAAUACAGUCCCUUUGAGGGGAAGUAACAAGGUAAUAAUUAAAAGCUCUAAAAAGUGAUAGCUAGUUAAUGAUAAUGCCUUUAAUUUACAACGUGUAACUAGAAACCCCUUGAUUGAGUAGGACAUUUAGCAUGAUUUUAAAUUUAAAAAAUUAUUUAGAAAGCCUCCAUGGAUCUUGUUUAAGACGUUAGUGAAUGUAUUAAUUUUAAAAAUUACUUGUUUUCACUUUUUAUAGGCAUUACAAAAAUGCGGACCUGCACCGUGGGCGGAAAGAUUUCUAACUUUUUUAUCACUUCUCCAAUUGGUGAUAUUGAAAUUUCCUGCUGUGCUAAAGGAUUGCACCUAGUAACACAUUGUGCAAAAGAUGACAGUAAUUUUUCUCCAGAUCAAAAGUAAGCAUUGACUGAUUUAGACCUAGCGUACUUUUCUUAUUGCAGUUGCAUACUUUUCAGUUAUAAAUUUGUGAAAAUUAUUAGGAGUGGCAGUGGUUACUGGGUUACUGCACUCAUUUGUGACAUCAAGGAUUUCUCAAGGUACCCUGUGUUUUAAGAUACUCAGCAAUUCUAAAGCUUUUUUAUAAAUAUUCCAGAUUUGUUCCUUCAGCUGUAACUGAACUGACAGGUGAUUUAAUUUUGCAUUGGCUGCUGAUUUUUAACACAACAAAUAUUUGGUGGUUUAGUUUUUCGGCUCUUCUCUAAAUAUAGCUUCCUGACUUAACUUACAAGGAUUUCUUUCGUUUUAUGUUGCACUGUACUUGAUGCUAACCAAUUUUGAAUGUUAAAAAUGAACAAAGUGAGUAAUUAUUAUUAACACUACAGGAUACCAGUGUCAGUGAAAUCAGAUACAGACCAUAAUAUAACAGAAUGUGAUGCAGCUCACCAAAGCUAUAUUUGGCUCAAGAACUUUUUUACCCAAAAGAUUGCUAGCCCAAAUAUUCCUCCACUAUGCAGUUCUGUUGUAAAAGCAGGUGACUAUACAAAUAUUCAUAGUUAAAAGGAACACUUCUAUUUCUUACAUAACAUAUAUUUUAAUUGUUAUGAUUUGGUAAUUUUUUAUUUCUUUUUGCUAAAGCAACUAUGGUCAUAGUUGGAACUCAAAUCUACAUCAAGCCAGCAUAACCAUUUUCUAUUUAAUGAGUUUUUUUUGUUACAUAUGCUUUUUAUGCAUUAUAAGAGUUAUUUUUUUCUUUUUACACCAGAUACAUUCUGUGCAAAGGCUUUACAGCUUUUACCCAAAGAGGCACCAUUUGGUACAACCAUAACAUAUAAAGAUCUGGCAAGGAGUUGUGGGAAUGUAAAGGCCUGCAGAGCUGCUGGCCAAGCCAUGUCAACUAAUCCAGUUUUCAUAAUAAUUCCAUGUCACAGAGUUAUCAAUUCUGAUGGUGGCCUUGGUAACUAUGGGCAUGGCAAGAAAAACAAAAUAAAACAAUGGCUUCUGGAAUUUGAAAAAAAUAUACACUAAAAUGUUAUGAAAGUUGACAAAUUUUUUAAAUAAAUAUUUAAAAAAAAAUAAUUUUGAAGUUCAAUUUUUAAAAGUAUUAAUUUUCUUACUUGAGAAAAGAUGCUUGGUGACAUCAAAAAGACUUGUGGUAUAAUAUUCCAUUCCAAAUCUAGGUCAACAACACAUUUGUAAUGUCACAUUUUUUAUAAACAAAAUCUUUCCUUGACUUGCCACUUGCAAUUCAAUAUUUGCUCAUAAACCUGCUCAUAGCAUAUGCUUUAGUUAUGACUUGAUAUGGUUAACUUCAAGACCAUCAGUGCAAAACUCACAAGAAGUGAAAUUAACAACAAGAAGUAACAAAUUUAACAAAAGAAUUAUUUUUUUUAUUGAUUAACAGUUCAAGGACUAAUCCAAAAUAACUAUACCGAACAUCAAAGAAAACACAAACUGAAUUGAUGAAAGUAUAAAUAGGGAAAAAGAUCACAGUUUUGACACAUAUUAUGAAAAUUCUGAA